AUGGGCAUGUCCACGGACAUCAAGUCCCAGGAAACGUCCUCCAAGGGUACCGCCAGCAACGCUGACGCCAAGGAGAGGCCGCCCUCCUAUACUCAAGAGGAGGAACUACUUCUCAACUUCCCUACGCUGAACCUCAGCGACACUAAAAAACUACCCUCUCAAACCAGUACGGUGACGCGCGACCAAUGUGUUGCGCACCUCAAGUUUCUGGCUGUUCUAGCCGAUCUGCGUGACACGGUCUCAAAUACCGAUGGUCUCUUCGGCAUUUUCGACAAACAAUCCGACUUCCACAAGGACUUCCUCCAAGCACUUAACGAGUCCCGGGCUCGUAUUCGGGAGAAACGCUGGGCUAUAUACACAGCUCGCGCCGUCGAGCGAUAUCGCAAAUGGUGGUUCACAUGCGUUCCUACGUCUCGACCACCUGUGACGAUUUCCGAACUAGAAAGCCCCGAAUAUGAGACCAUUCUCGAUAGCGAGACUCAGGUUUCAUGGAGCGAAGACAAUCUACCCCCGCUUGAUAUCCUGAUGGUCUGGCAUUCUCAUAUGCUCAAUCCCAGGGAUUUCCUCGAAGACUGUAUUCGUUAUGGAAAGCUAAGUACCUGGAGAACAGGGUUCCCCUUUGAAGCGAUAAAUCGCUCCAUUCACGACCGCACACUGGAGUAUGCUGUCAGCGAAAAGAGCAUACAAAUGUUCAAGACGCAGCUUCAUAUGGAAUGGGAUAACUUAGAAGAUCCUCCUGGAUUGGAAGUUGAAUGUCCCUGCUGUAAAAAGCCGCUCACUGUGUUAUGGACCGAAGGAAAAAUGAGAGCCGAGCUUAAAGAGCCAUUCAGUGACUGCACGGGCUUUGCAGACGCAUCUUUCAAGGUUAAGUGCGGCUCCUGUUCACAUAUUCUUGAUCAUGACCGACUUCGAGUUGCCAAGUUUCGCAAAGACCUUACGGAACUGAUCAACUUCAAACGACCGAUGCCAGGAACGAUUUACAACUUGCACGGUAUUCCCGCGGGCCCAACUCAAAUGAAGACUUACCUGAUGCACCGAUCUAUGAUGUUUCCAAACCGUUUGAUGGAGGCCGCCUCUAAAGAUUUGCUCGCCUUUACCGAUGCUAGAGUGGAGUGGUGCAAGAGCAUUGAUGAGCUUCGCACUCAUUUGGAAGUCAAUAUUCGCGACGCCGCUAUCCUAAAACAGGCACACAAGGCUGGCCGUGGGAGUAAACCGGGAGAGAAAAUUCAUUUCCGUCGCAUGAUGUCCCAUUAUUGGGAGAACUUCAGCCCCUUCGCCCUUGACCUGGUUGGUGCGGUGAUUCGCCAGGGGACCUUUGUCCAGAAGAUGGACAACAUCGACUGGCUGCAUUCUCCCACUGUGAUGGAUACGGCCGAGCGUCUCAUCAAGAAGUACGAAGUCUUUUUUGAUAUCAUGCUCGCGAAUCCAAGGAACAUGGCAGUCCCCACAUUGGACGUUGACCUGGCCUGGCACACCCAUCAGUUACAGCCGCGUCGGUACUACCGGCAUAGUAUCCGUACUAUGGGCGGCGGCCAACGCCGAUUCAUCGAUCAUGACGACAAAGUCGACGAGAACAAGCUUUCCGAGGCCUUUGAAUGGACGACCAAGAUGUACCGCCGAGCCACAAACGGUGGAAUCUACAGCGAAUGCACCUGCUGGUACUGCGAAGCUACCCGCGCGCCAGAUCUCUACGAUCGCCUUUUCAACCUAGGCUCGGCAUCUCGUGCCCGUGACGCCGCAGACACGCUGCACGAUCGCAAUGAUAUCUCCUCUGAUCCAGAUAAGAACCCUCAUAUUUCGGCGCACAAUGCCGUACGACCGGCCACGUUGGCAGCAGAGGAUUAUCGCGUCGGGACUCUUCAGCGAAUCCGCCUGCAUCAAAACUACGAGAAGUCUGUCCGCCGGGCUGAAAAGCGUGGCGUUUCUCGUUCUGAAGGAAAGAGGUCAAAGGAUGGCGGUGUUGAGCCUUAUUACUACACGCCAUACGUCUGGGGUUAUCCCAUGAUUGUACCUUAUUACGGUCCAUAUAUGUGCGACCCUGGCAUCAGCGCAGGUUCAUACCCGUGCAACCCGAGCUGCAUGAAUGUGGUGGUAGUUGAUUAUGCUGGCUUUCGAAAUUAUGAGAGAUACCUUGAUAUGGCUUCGUCGGUUAACUUCGCGGCGUUGCUUUCAAUUACUCGAGUUUGA
Messenger RNA from Penicillium manginii, 2187 nucleotides. RefSeq lists its product as uncharacterized. The record is from RefSeq and is a predicted model, not a curated record. The coding region runs from base 1 to 2187 and encodes 728 amino acids. The transcript has 3 exons. Lineage: Eukaryota; Fungi; Ascomycota; Eurotiomycetes; Eurotiales; Aspergillaceae.